AUGGCAUUUUUGACAAUACAGUUUAUAAAAAAUGAAGUAUUAGUUUUUGUGGUAACUGUUAUAUGUUUAAUUUAUUUAUGGUUUCAAUAUAAGUUUUCGUACUGGGCGAAAAGAGGAGUUUUCGCACCUAGACCUACAUUCCCGUUCGGAAACAUUCAAAAUGUUAUUAAAAGAAAAGAACAGUUUUUCCAACCUUACUGUGAUAAUUAUUUCAAGUAUAAGCAUUUGCCGUACAUAGGAAUGUAUUGUUUUAAUCAACCGGUCCUCAGUAUAAAUGAUCCAGAUCUUGCAAAGCACAUUUUUAUAAAGGAUUUUGAUUACUUUCAAUCACAUGGCAUAUUUUCUGGAGGCGCUGGCGAUCCUUUGGCAGGUCAUUUAUUUAAUUUGCACGGUAACGCUUGGAAAACGUUAAGAUAUAAAAUAUCACCGGCGUUUUCAUCGUGUAAACUAAAAUGUAUGUAUCCACUAGUGGAAAAAAUUGCUAAGGACGCACUCAACUAUGCCGACGAGCAACAUUCGAAACAUGAAGCUGUAAAUUUUUCGGAAUUUUACGAAAAAUAUACGAUGGAUAUAAUUGGAAGUGUCGGUUUUGGUGUAGAGUGUAAUGGAUUAAAAAAUCCGGAAUCGGAAUUUUAUCUACGCGGGCGGGAGUAUUUUACGCCGAUUUCUUUGUACUGGACAGUAAUAAGAAGUUUAGCAUUUUUUAUGCCUAAUUUUUUCAACAAACUCAAGAUAAAACGUAUUAAUCCGGCCAUAAUUAAUUUUUUUUAUAAUCUAGUGAAAGAAACAGUUGCAUAUAGAUACAAGCACAACUAUAAAAGAAAUGACUUUCUCCAAACCCUUAUCGAGUUGAAAGAAAACUCAACCACAAAUAUCAAAGAUAGCGAAAUGCAAAGUCCUUUUACAAUUACCGACGUAGCGUCUAACACAAUGCUCUACAUGUUCGCUGGGUACGAAACAUCAGCAACCACGGGACAGUUUGCAGCAUACGAACUAGCACUCAACCCGCACGUGCAGGUCAAGGCUAGGGAGGAAAUCACCAGAGUGCUCAAAAAAUACGGAGGAGAAUGCACGUAUGAGGCACAGAAUGAAAUGAUUUACGUCAAUAUGAUACUCGACGAAACAAUGAGAAAGUAUCCACCACUGCGAGCAUUGUUUCGAAGAUGUACAAAGGAAUACAAGCUGCCAAACAGCGAAGUAGUUAUAGAAGAGGGAACAUUGGUGUUUGUACCAAUUAACGCGAUUCAAAUGGACCCAGAUAUAUUUCCGGAACCAGAGAAGUUUAAGCCGGAACGUUUUUCACCGGAUAACAAAAAGAAUAUGCAUCCAUGUCAUUGGAUGCCUUUUGGUGAAGGCCCGAGGAAAUGUUUAGGACUUCGACAAGGAUACAUUCAAUCGAAGUUGGCACUAGUGAAGCUCUUGCACAAUUACGAGUUAUCGCUAGAUGCUCGCACGCGAGUCCCUAUGAAGAUCAAGGCCACAUCACUGGCUUGCGCGGCGGACAGUGGCGUGUGGAUCCGGCUUAAGAAACUAGAAGUGUAAACAAUGCUUUAUUUAUACUACCUCAUUUGUUUUAAUUUGUAUAAUUACUUUAAAAUGUUUGAUUUCUUCGAAAUACAUACAAUUUUCGUUUGUCUUACAUUGUGCCAAAAUGUUGAUUAGUUUUAAAUUUAUGUGUAAACAAUUGAAUCUAUUUGUAUAAAAGUAAUUGGUUUAUAUGAAUGUUUAAUUAAGAGUUUGUCGGAUGUACGUAAAUAUAAGAUCCUGAUAAUGGGUAAUUUGAAAGAGCUUGGUUAAGAUAGAAUGUAAUUUAGUCAUAAAGAAGAAUGGUUUAUAGAAAGUAUUAAAGUGAUCUUUAGGUACCUAAUAUUUAAGUAAUUAUUUUUUAAUAUAAAAGUUAAAAGAAA
This is a messenger RNA of Melitaea cinxia (Glanville fritillary), 1907 nucleotides long. RefSeq names its product probable cytochrome P450 6a14. Gene Ontology annotation, molecular function: iron ion binding; heme binding; oxidoreductase activity, acting on paired donors, with incorporation or reduction of molecular oxygen. The transcript has 5 exons. Bases 1 to 1542 code for a protein of 513 amino acids. The record is from RefSeq and is a predicted model, not a curated record. Lineage: Eukaryota; Metazoa; Arthropoda; Insecta; Lepidoptera; Nymphalidae.